Molecule: messenger RNA, 1834 nt
Organism: Notechis scutatus (mainland tiger snake)
Lineage: Eukaryota; Metazoa; Chordata; Lepidosauria; Squamata; Elapidae
Source: RefSeq, a predicted model, not a curated record
GGCUAUCAUUCUCUGCGCCAGCUUGUGAAGCUCUCAAAACUGGUGGUGCCUCAGGAAAUCAAGGACGUCAUUGAACCCAUCAAGGACAAUGAUGCGGCCAUCAGGAACUAUGGCAUUGAACUGGCCAUCAAGAUGUGCCGAGAACUCUUAGAGAGCGGCCUGGUCCACGGUCUGCAUUUUUACACCCUGAAUCGCGAGGUGGCCACCAUGGAGAUCCUCCGACGGUUGGGCCUCUGGAAAGAAGACCCAAGGCGUCCCUUGCCAUGGGCAGUCAGCGCUCACCCCAAACGGCGAGUCGAAGACGUCCGGCCUAUUUUCUGGGCUUCCCGGCCGAAGAGCUACAUCUAUCGGACGCAGGAGUGGGACGAAUUCCCCAACGGACGAUGGGGCAACUCUUCGUCCCCUGCCUUCGGGGAGCUGAAAGACUACUAUCUUUUCUACUUGAAGAGCAAGUCUGCCCGAGAAGAACUGCUGAAGAUGUGGGGAGAAGAGCUGACCUGCGAGCAGAGCGUCUACGAAGUCUUCAGGUGUUACAUCGCCGGGGAGGCCAACCGCAAUGGACACAAGGUCACCUGUUUGCCAUGGAACGAUGACCCCCUGGCCGCUGAGACCAACCUCAUGAAAGACGAGCUGGUUAAAGUCAACCGGAGAGGCAUUCUGACCAUCAACUCCCAGCCUAACAUCAACGGAAAGCCUUCCACGGACCCCAUCGUGGGUUGGGGACCAGAAGGUGGCUACGUCUUCCAGAAGGCUUACCUGGAGUUUUUUACCUCCGCCGAGAACAUCAAAGCUCUUCUCACAGUUCUGAAAAAAUACGGAGAGCGUGUGAAUUACCACAUCGUCAACGUGAAGGGAGAGAACGUCACCAAUGCUCACGAGAUGCAGCCCAACGCUGUCACAUGGGGGAUCUUCCCCGGAAGAGAGAUCAUCCAGCCCACAGUGGUGGAUCCAGUUAGCUUCAUGUACUGGAAGGAUGAGGCCUUCACCUUGUGGAUAGAGCAGUGGGCCAAGCUCUACGAAGAAGAAUCCCCUUCUCGGAUGAUCAUCCAGUACAUUCACGACAACUAUUACCUGGUCAACUUAGUGGACAACGACUUCCCCUUGGAGAGUUGUCUCUGGCAGGUAUUGGAAGACACCUACGAACAAUUGAACAGUCCAGGAGAGGAAGCGAAAACCUCUGGAUUUUGAAAACGGGGACUUUACAACACUUUUUACCACCAUCGCAACGACCAGCAGCUGAGCAACCUAGUUGAAGUCUGGUGCUGCUGAUUUUUCUAGUUUUUUAAUCAGAUUUUCGAUGACAGGUGCUCUAAACCGGCAGUCCCCGGUUUGGCGGCCUGGUGGGUUGUGAUGUGUGUGUGUGUGUGUGAGUGGCAGGUGCAUGCACGCAUUCACAGCUCCAACAGAGCUUUGUGCACAAGUGGAGGGGGACAUCAGCGGAGGGCGCUUGGGCUCGCGCGGGAAGCUCCCCUCGCACAAAGGAAGGCCGCUUGCACGAGUGCGCAAAGCUCCAUUCGCACGGAGAUUGGCGUGCGAAUACAAGGGGGUCACACGAGUGCGCCUUCCACUCGUGUGAGCGGAGCUCUGUGUGCAAAGCAUGUUUGCCUGUCACGCGUGUAAGCGGAGCGUCACUCUUGCCCAUUUUCUCCUUGGGGACGCCUCCUCUAAACUUCCUAAAGACCAACCACGGCCAGCUCGGCUGAGACUUCUAACCUAUCCGUCUUUUUAGUUCUCCUACAAUCUACCCCUAUUUAUUUUGAUUUUUGUAAGAGGCAUCGAGAAUUACCUUCCUUGUUUUGUUUUUUGGAGGGGGGAAUGGCAGCCAGUCCCUUUG